AUGACUGAGUUUUUUGACUGGAACCAUUCCAAUCUGAAUUGGGCGCACUUCCAUUCUCUCGCAAACCUUCUCUCACUCCGCAACGGUGGCCAAGCCGAACCUGCCGCAUUGUUCGAGGCUGUACUUGAGCAGGGUGGAGAGAUUCGCGAUGGCGGAGAUGAAGAUGCUUUUAGUGUGGAUACUGCUGUCGUAGAUCAGAUAUCAGAUUCAGGGCAUAGCAAACUGAAGAGAAGGUUCCUCGACUGUUUGGCUGGACUCGCAGCUAAUGAGAGGGGCGGCAAAGCAGUUGCUUGCUCGGCCAUGAAAGAGGCUGAGGAUAGUGUUGUCAUCUGGCUAGCUCGUAAUAAUGGUUUCCUGGACGAGGAUAAACGUGUGUUCGAUAUUUUCGCAGAGCUGCUGAGUUCAUUGUCCUGUGAUAAAGUUCAGAACUUCGAGAGUGUCUUAUGGAAAGAGAUGGUGUCUUACCACUGUCGUCGGAUUAAACAGGAUUACAUUCCCAAUUUGAGAUCAAGCUUCAGAGCCUACGAUGCUACCCCAGCAAGAGACCUUGCCGAUGUGGCGGCGUACGAUCCAGAUCCCAAAACCGCGUUAUCAGUCCUACGAACUCUCCUUGUCGAUAGCCUUUUUGAUAGUGCCAAUGUCUUUGAGAAGUAUGCGAAUCUGGUAGUGGCGUCCUACGACCUGCGUCGGACGAGAUCCGUUGAAGAGGUGCUGAACAACUCCACGUAUGCAACUUCAAAAUCGAAGAAAUUGUGGCAGAGCAUUUGUAUGCUUUCCCGGCUUCUUGUUGCGUACCAAACUUUUUUGGACGUCGCCCAGACACUCCCGAGCUUCGCGCAAGUCGAGGUCGUCCUGGUGCCCCUUCUGGUCGCGCCUUCGAAUCCGCCGCAACCACCACUCACGUUGAAGCAAACAUUCAAAUUACUCGACUUGUAUCUGAACGACUCUACAAGGGAAGCUGUUCUAGCUAAAAAUUGCAAAGCCAUCGAGACUGGAAAGACGUUUGCAAAUUUGCAGAAGCAGAAGCCCUAUGUGCACGCCGAGGUACAAAUGAUGGUCUUCCUAGCUGCCAAUGAACCAAUGAACUCUGACUUAUUCCCGUACUUUGGUUGUAGCAAGCUGAGCUGCUUCAUGUGUAGUCGGUUCCUACAGGCAUAUGGUCUGUUUUCCACAAGAGGGUGCCAUGGCCGUCUCUUCAAGCCAUGGACUGUUCCGAGCACAGACAAAUUACUCCCGGGUCAUGCCGACCGAAUAGCUAGAGCUCUUGCGUUGGUCCAAGAGGAUGUCAAAAACAAGUUGAAGGAAUCGGUAAAGAGCCACGUCCGGCUCGAGCGAACUUCGAUCGUCGGAGGAAGCAGCAUUGUGCGUGAGCAGCCGGAGGGUAACUCGUCAAGGAGAUCGCAAAUCGAUAAGCUGGAAAAGAAAGCCACAUACGAGAGAGUCUCAGCAAGCUUCAGAAGGUCAGCAAGCUACUAA
Messenger RNA from Alternaria arborescens, 1476 nucleotides. RefSeq lists its product as hypothetical. The coding region runs from base 1 to 1476 and encodes 491 amino acids. The transcript is spliced from 2 exons. NCBI's taxonomy places the organism in Eukaryota, Fungi, Ascomycota, Dothideomycetes, Pleosporales, Pleosporaceae. The record is from RefSeq and is a predicted model, not a curated record.